AUGACUUACAUGCUUCGUAUAGUACAUUACACACACAUACAUCUACACGAAGUACACGCCGCGCCCUCUCGUGCUCGCUUACUGUUUACUGCCUGCCGGGCCCGCAGCAUUCCCCCGUCGCUGUUUGUUGUUUGCUGCUGCCGUUGUCGUUGCCGUGGCCGUCGUCGUCAGUCACAGAGGCGCAGCAACCCCAGGAUCCCCCAGGACCAACCCAGCGUCGGUCAGUAUCCGCCGCAUACCCUGCAGCUGCAGCUCGCUUCGGGAAAGGGCCUGUUUCGUCGUGUUCCUUCGAACAAAAAAAAAAGGGCUGAGUCGGCGGAGCACGUCUGUAUGCAGGCAGGGUCCCCCUCUUGCAUGCGCAUGGUCAGCCUGGGUUGUUUAUUUUGCGCGCCGAGGGCCGAAACCCCCGUCCUCGCCAACGACCAGUCUUGUCUGUCAGCCGCACCCCCUGAUGGAUGA
Purpureocillium lilacinum is the source of this 459-nucleotide messenger RNA. NCBI's taxonomy places the organism in Eukaryota, Fungi, Ascomycota, Sordariomycetes, Hypocreales, Ophiocordycipitaceae. The record is from RefSeq and is a predicted model, not a curated record.